Molecule: messenger RNA, 1760 nt
Organism: Aspergillus homomorphus CBS 101889
Lineage: Eukaryota; Fungi; Ascomycota; Eurotiomycetes; Eurotiales; Aspergillaceae
Product: CDP-diacylglycerol--glycerol-3-phosphate 3-phosphatidyltransferase
Exons: 3
Coding region: 6-1613 (535 amino acids)
Biological process (GO): cardiolipin biosynthetic process
Cellular component (GO): mitochondrion
Molecular function (GO): CDP-diacylglycerol-glycerol-3-phosphate 3-phosphatidyltransferase activity
Source: RefSeq, a predicted model, not a curated record
UGAAGAUGUUCGGACGGAUUGGGGGCAAUGCCUUGCGGUGUGCGGUGCGCCGACCUGGUGCACGGAGGAAUCUUCUGUGCGAGCGCAGGUUUUCGGCCCAUUCUUCUCAUGCCAGUCCCAACUCGACCGUGCCCUCGGCUGCCUCACCUUUGGGCAGUAUUACGACCGAGUUGGAUCGGAUCUCGCCUUGCUUUGAGAUCAGUGCGGAGAGGAUUGAGAUCUUGAACUCUCCUGCUAGCUUCUAUAAUACCCUCAAGAGCAAAAUUCGCAACGCGAAACGACGCAUCUAUCUCUCGACCUUGUAUAUCGGCAAGACUGAGCAUGAGUUGAUCGCGACUUUGGAUCAAGCGCUCCGCGCAAACCCCGAGCUCAAAGUGUCCAUUCUCACCGACUGCCUUCGAGGAACGCGCGAGUCACCAGAUCCUUCCUGCGCAUCACUUCUAGCUUCCCUCGUCACGAACCAUGGGCCCGAUCGUGUGGAAAUCCGAAUGUUUCACACCCCGAAUUUGACGGGACUCAGGAAGAGAUGGAUUCCCCGUAGAAUCAAUGAGGGAUGGGGUCUGCAACACAUGAAGCUGUAUGGCUUUGACGACGAGAUUAUCCUCUCGGGUGCAAACUUGUCAAAUGACUACUUCACGAACCGCCUCGAUCGAUAUCACGUCUUCAGCUCGAAAGAGCUAGCUGACUAUUACGCCAGCAUUCAUCAUGCUGUCUGCAGCCUCAGCUACCAGGUGCUCCCCGACCCGCACAACACUGCUGGAUACCUCCUGGACUGGCCCAAGUCCAAUGGUGCACCGUGCCCUCUGGACGACCCAGAGAAGUUCGUCUCGUACUCCUCGACAUUCCUGAAACCGUUUGUCCAGCCCAAUAUCAACAAGAAGAACGCACUUCGGCCCAAGCGUUCCACUCACGCCUACGUCUACCCGGUGGCGCAAUUCACUUCUUUGUUGAAACCUGAUAUCUCCACUGAAUUCCCAGCUGUCACCUCCAUUCUCCGUCUCCUAUCCACCUCCCCCACUUUCUCCGGUGCCCGCUGGCUCUUCACGGCGGGAUACUUCAACAUCCACCCUGUCCUUUCCUCUCUCUUGAUCGCAAGCACCGCCCCGGCGCACACCACAUCCACUACGCGUGGCACCGUUCUCACCGCUUCCCCCUGGGCCAACGGAUUCUAUGGUUCACGGGGCAUCUCCGGCAUGCUUCCCGCCGCAUAUACCCAUUUGUCCGCCAAAUUCCUCGACCAGGUAGCCUUGGCCCAGCGCACGGAUUCCGUCCAGCUCAAAGAAUGGCGUCGCGGCACCGUCGGGGAGCCUGAUGGAUGGACCUACCACGCCAAGGGACUGUGGAUCACCCUACCCAAGGACGAAUACCCCUGCUUGACUUUCGUCGGCAGCAGCAACUACACCAAACGCAGCUACAGCCUGGAUCUAGAGGUGGGUGCGGUUGUUGUCACGGAAGAUCAGACGCUCAAACGCAGGUUGGGCGCCGAGACGGAGUGGCUACAGAAGGAUUCCAAGGCCAUCUCGCGAGAGGACCUGCGGCGAACGGAACGACGGGUGAGCUGGAAUGUUCGUCUAGCCAUGUGGAUUGUCGAGAAGGUGGGAGGGGCCUUUUAGAUCUGACAGAUUCUUUCUUUGUAUACCCCCUUGGCAUUGAUGUAUGUAUGUAUGUAUGUAUGAUAUAAGUGAUGUCUUGUACAAUGAUUGCAUGAAUGAAUAUGCGGAGGAUGUCUAGGCAUCCAGCCAUAUUCGGGAUAUGAAAUU